Molecule: messenger RNA, 261 nt
Organism: Clonostachys rhizophaga
Lineage: Eukaryota; Fungi; Ascomycota; Sordariomycetes; Hypocreales; Bionectriaceae
Source: the annotation of a GenBank genome assembly
AUGUCUGUCCCGAUUGUUGCGGAGGAUUUCGAUGCCGGCAUCUUCGCAAUUGGGCUGUUUGCCUCCGAGGACGUCGGCCUCGCGGACAACACCCUCCUGCCCCUCGCCACCACUGCCUACACGGCCACCCAGCAGAUCGACAUGCCCGAGGCUUCAAUUGAUCAUUUUUGCUUCACUGAUGGACGAGGACUCCGCAAGCCCUGCACAUACUACAUGGCAGAGCUGGGGGAGGUGGAGGAAUCUAAACAACGUGUGAGAUGA